Messenger RNA from Syzygium oleosum, 2060 nucleotides. Its product is annotated as 3-ketoacyl-CoA synthase 12-like. NCBI's taxonomy places the organism in Eukaryota, Viridiplantae, Streptophyta, Magnoliopsida, Myrtales, Myrtaceae. The transcript has a single exon. Gene Ontology annotation, molecular function: acyltransferase activity, transferring groups other than amino-acyl groups. Gene Ontology annotation, biological process: fatty acid biosynthetic process. Gene Ontology annotation, cellular component: membrane. Bases 311 to 1720 code for a protein of 469 amino acids. The record is from RefSeq and is a predicted model, not a curated record.
CACAAUGGCAUUUAAGGGGUGGCUUUGUCUAAGCAUCUCUCGUGAAAGUUGGGUGAGGGUGAACUUAAAGCAAAGUGAGAGAGUCUUUUAGCAUAUUCCCAUGUCCGACUCAUCAUAUUCGCUCCUCUUUGCAUAUAUGUGCUUCAUUUGAUGAUUUGAGAUCUUCCAAAAGCUUGUUCUGCCUAGUUGUGCACCCAUCCCCUUACUCUUAAGCGAUUCAUUAACAGAUUCGAAAAAUUCCCUCGAAUCAUCUCUUUUGGCCUGUCUCUCUUUCGCUCUCUCUCACAGACAGACACAGACACACACACUCAUGGAGCUUCUCAUGUUAAUGUAUGCUUCAUCCAUCUUGUACCUCAUUUUCAUCAUAUGGAAAAAGAUUGAUGAGAGGAGAGACAAGCACUGUUACAUCUUGGACUACCAGUGCUACAAGCCAACAGAUGACAGGAUGCUUGACACUGGGUUAUGUGGAGAACUAAUUAAGAGGACCAAGAAACUUGGUCUCCUGGAGUACAAGUUCCUGCUCAAGGCCAUUGUCAGCUCUGGCAUCGGAGAGCAGACCUACGGCCCAAGGAUGGUCUUCGCCGGCCGCGAAGACAAUCCCGCAUUAGAAGACGGGCUUGUCGAAAUGGAUGAGUUCUUCCACGACAGCAUCCAGAAGCUUCUGGACAAGUCAGGAAUUGCUCCUUCGCAGAUCGACGUGCUUGUUGUGAACGUCUCGAUGCUCGCUUGCGUCCCGUCCCUAUCGGCCCGGAUCAUCAACCACUACAAGCUUAGGCACAACGUGAAGGUGUUCAAUCUCACUGGCAUGGGGUGCAGCGCGAGCCUCAUAUCGAUGGACAUCGUGAGGAAUGUCUUCAAGUCCUGCAAGAAUGCGAACGCCCUCCUUGUGACAUCGGAGUCGCUGAGCUCGAACUGGUACUCGGGCAAUGACCGGUCUAUGAUCCUGUCUAACUGCCUGUUCCGGUCGGGCGGGUGCGCCAUGCUGCUGACCAACAACCGGGCCUUGAAGGGGCGCGCCAUGUUCAAACUGAAGUGCCUGGUUCGGACCCACCACGGGGCGCGGGACGAGUCCUAUGGGUGCUGUCUCCAGAAAGAGGACGACCAGGGCCUGCUUGGCUUCCACCUCGGCAAAAGCCUACCAAAGGCGGCCACCCGGGCGUUCAUCGACAAUCUCCAGGAGAUAGGCCCCAAGAUCUUGCCGGCCAGAGAACUGCUCCGCUUUGGGGUGAUGACUCUAGUCCGGAAAAUGGGGCAGCGCUCGGCGAAAUUAGCCGGGCCGAGGCCCGUGAUCAACUUCAGGACGGGGGUGGACCACUUCUGCAUCCACACGGGCGGGAAGGCAGUGAUCGAUGGGAUCGGGGCGAACCUCCAGCUGAGCGAGCACGACCUUGAGCCCGCGAGGAUGACGCUGCACCGCUUCGGGAACACAUCUGCGAGCAGCCUGUGGUAUGUGCUGGCAUACAUGGAGGCAAAGAGGAGGCUCAAGAGAGGUAACAGGGUGUUCAUGAUCAGUUUUGGCGCUGGGUUCAAGUGCAACAGUUGCUUGUGGGAGGUGGUCAGGGACUUGGGAAAUGAGAAAGGCAAAGGCAACGUUUGGGAGGACUGCAUCGAGAGCUACCCCUCAAAGAACAUGGUCAACCCUUUCAUGGAGAAGUACGGUUGGAUCAACCAGGAGGAUCCAUGCACCUUCAACCCAGACUCCUUAGUAAGAUAUAAUUGAAUUGAAGAAGAAAAAGAAGAAGAAGAAGAAGAAGAAGCUUAGUUUGGUUUUGCAUUCUCGAAAGAUGAAGUCUCUCUCUCUUUAGUGUCACCUUUGUCCUUUAGAUGAUUAUUAGCUCCUCCAUCAUACUUAGUCUUAUUCUGUAUCUUUUUACAGUAGUAUUGUUCAGUCCGAUUGGUGGAUAACACUGCCCAAUAAGCUUAAACUGCUUAGUUCACCAUAUGAUGAGGAGAAAUAACCAUCUUCUCCAUGUACAACUUUUUAUUUGGGCUUUAGUCGCUCCUUUUGUAGUUUGCAUGUACACUUUGAUUUGCCCAAUCUUAGAGCUGUAAUUGCGUUA